AUGCGAUGUCCUGUUGGUUGUCCCAAAGGACCCUAUUGUUUCAUUGACGAUGAAGAUCCUGAGAAAACGCACUACAAGUUGUACACUCCAUAUCUUCGACAACUCGUGAAGCAUAAGCUUGAAGGGAAAAGGUUUGACUCACACGCUGAUAUCCCCGAUGGCCUUCGCAAAGAUCUUUAUGCCGAAGCAGAAAGGGCAAAUGCCCGCAAGCGCACGGCCCGAGCUCUUUCUCCAGCAGGGCCUGUGCCGGUUACCAUCAACAACACUUUCCCUGAACAGUUAACCGCCGGCUCAUCGUCGACAACUGCUCUGCAAUCACGCUACGACGACGCCGUUUACAAAGAAGCAAUUGUCGCGGCAGAACGCCUUGUACAAGACCGCAUGCUUGGUCUGGAUCACCUCCAUGAGCCUCCUUCCCUUGCUGAAGAUCUCCAGGCCGAUCGGCUAAGUCGAGACCUUGCUUUGCCGCACUUCACUUCGCUAAAAGGGAAAGUGUCUUCGCGAGCCGUGUAG
This is a messenger RNA of Capronia epimyces CBS 606.96, 513 nucleotides long. RefSeq lists its product as uncharacterized. Bases 1 to 513 code for a protein of 170 amino acids. NCBI's taxonomy places the organism in Eukaryota, Fungi, Ascomycota, Eurotiomycetes, Chaetothyriales, Herpotrichiellaceae. The transcript is spliced from 2 exons. The record is from RefSeq and is a predicted model, not a curated record.